AUGAAUAUGAAUAUUCAACCAAAUACGCAAAGUAACAUACAAAUGAAUGAAUGUAAAUUUUUUCAUUAUGCACCAAAUUAUGAUAAAUUUUAUCAUAUAACUUGCCAACCUAUUUUACAAGGUUUUGACUCUUUUGAAAAUUACAAUUAUGAUCAUGGAUUCUUUUAUAAUAUUAACCCAGCAAAUUAUUAUGUCACGUGUAAAAUACUUCCACGUUCUUUGAUCGCAAAUAUGUUGAAUAAAAAAAUAUACGGAAUAGAUAUUGACAUAAAUAAUUUGGAACGAAAAGAAUUAUUAUCUUUGAAUCAAAGAUUGGAUUUGGAACAAGACUUGGAACGAAUUCUUCCUUUUCAUCUUAAACAAUAUCAUACUUCUAAUAAAGAAAUAAGAAUGAAUUCUUACGAACAUGAUAAUACACAGACAAUUUCGAUAACUGAUAAUCAAACUAAUUUUGAUAAUAGCUUUCCUCAACAAACUAGAGCCGGGUAUUUUACUAAUAAUGUCAUUAAUCCACAACAAGUUGUUUUAAAUAAUAUUUCACAACAAAUCCCUGAACGAUUACGUUGUAAUGGAAAUACAGAUUCAUUUUGUGAGAAUAUUGGGAAUAAUGUAAUGACAACACAAGCAGUUUUGAUCACAGAUAGUCAAAACAAUGGUUUUCCUCAACUCAUACAUCCCCUUUCAAGUUCAACAUCUUCGGUGCCACAAAAUAAUGUUACUAAUUCACAACAACAAAUUGAUUUCAAUAAUAUUCCACAACAAAUUACUGAUAGAGAAAUGAGAUCGAAUUAUUAUGGAAAUUUAAAUUCAUUUUAUGGAAAUAUUGUGCACGAUACACCCGUAACACAACCUGUUUUGACAACUGAUAUUAAUCGUAAUUAUAUCCCAGAUGCCUUUGCAGAAACCUUUGGUUUUUACAAAAUAUGUUGGCGAUAUUUUUAA
Molecule: messenger RNA, 942 nt
Organism: Rhizophagus irregularis DAOM 181602=DAOM 197198
Lineage: Eukaryota; Fungi; Glomeromycota; Glomeromycetes; Glomerales; Glomeraceae
Source: RefSeq, a predicted model, not a curated record